GUAAUCUAGAGGACACCGGAUUUAUUACGAAUAAAUAAACAUGAUAGCAUGUGAAAUAUAACAGCAUGUGUGACAUAACCAUAAAACAUAAAUUACUUUGGUGUUAUAAAUAAUAAAUUAUCAAAAUUUCUCCAUCUUUAACGAUCCCGCCGGCCAGGAAAAACCAACAAAUGUCGGAAACCUGUGUCCAAAUCCGUUGCUCGAAAGACCGUUUCCGGAGUCAUACUUGGACAGUAUACUUUAAGAUAUGACAUAUGACAACAACAAAAAUUCAUACAUGAGCAAAUACAUUGCACAAACAUUAUAAAAACCUAAUAAAGAACGAGCUCUGGAAUGUUAUAAAGAAACGAUAUAUAUAAAUAUCGUUAAGAAACUUGACUGUAUCAGUGUUGCGUAGAGAAUGAUUACUACACGGGAAUAUAUUUCCCGCUCAUUUAUUACAUGUACAUGUAAACAUGUGAUUAAUCACACGAUUAAUCAGACGAAACGUUAGUACAAUAACUUUCCUCUAUACUGCCAAACGCGGAAAAUUAUAAUUACCAACAGUUCACAAAGUUUCCUGGUCGCCAUUUUGUCGAAGGAUUAUUUUGUCAAGAAAUAUGGCAGACAAUUUCUGUGAACCGUGUACUGCGCGUGGUAUGACUUCAACAGCAUUCCAAUGGUGUACCGAAUGUGAAGAAGCCCUGUGUUCCGAAUGUACAGAGGCGCAUAAAGUUCAAAAAAUGUCAAGAAAUCACCAUUUGGUUGAGAUAGGUAAAAUACCGGAAAAAAUAGAUUUAUCUUAUAAUUGUUCAAAGCAUCAACAUUUACCUUUUGACUAUUUUUGUGUUGAUCAUGAUGUCAUUUGUUGUAAGGAAUGUUGGCCAAAAGAUCACCAAGCAUGCAAUAACGUCACAUCCAUUGACAUUGCAUCAAGGAAUUUUAAACAAUCGCAGUCGUUCCUGGAUUCUGAAGAACAGUUGCGCUUUAUUUUGGAAGCAUUAGAAAAAUUGAGCAAGCAUUGUACAGAUAAUGGAAGUCGAAUUAAAAUAGAAGAAACACAAAUUUUGAAUCAAAUAAAAACACUGAAAGAAAAUCUUAUAAAACAGUUGGAAGUUUUAGAAGAGUCACUUUUAAAACAACUAACUGAAAAGAAAGACAAAUAUGUAACCAGUUUAAAACGACAGGAGAAAUGUAUACGGGACUUAGUAAACUCUACAAAAGCUAAAAAGCAAGCAUUGGAAUUUGUUAGAGAUCAUGGUUCUGAAAAACAAGCCUUUGUUUAUAUUCAUUCAUCAAAACCAGUUUCAGAUGAAGUUGAACACAAAGUUAAACAGCUUACCGAAUCGCUUGUAGAUGCCAGUUUCAAAUUCGUUGAAAUCAUCUCAAAUGAAAAAUUAACAGAUUUCGGGUCAAUAGAAUUAAAGGAAACACCUUGUUCCUUUCCGUUUGUCCCCUACAAGCAGCGCCAGUCACAGGUUCCAAUUGUUCUGAAGCGCCAGAUAAUAGCAUUCACGUAUCUCUACGACAUCGACAUGAAAGGCGAAACAUUAAAAGGAGUAACUGGCAUGACGAUAACAGAUAAUAACACAUUGGUUUUCUGUGAUAUGGAUACGGAAAAGGUUCAUUUCUGUGACGAAAAAGGUAUCUACCAAUCUUCUAUCAGAUCUCCAUAUCAGCCAUGGGAUAUAACAGCAAUACCUGGUAUAAACACUGCUGUAAUAUCGAAUAGAAAUGAUCCGUACAUACAGUUUCUAGACAUCGGAAGACGUAGGAUAUCUAAUCAUGUAGAAGUGAAACGUUGUACACGUGGUAUUGCCGCAUCAAAGGAAAACAUAUUUGUAGCAGUUAAAGGAAAAAUACAGGUCUUAGACUUGGUUGGAAAUUUUAAGAGAACAAUAAGUCUUAAACAAGAACAGUUUGUGAUUAGGUAUAUGUCUAUUUGCUCAAAUGGGAACAUUUGUUAUUCAAACAACAGUGACGUUCAUUGCAUUACAUCAGAUGGGUGUCCUGUUUUUUCCUAUGCUUCAUCUGACCUCCGUAAUCCACGAAAUAUGAUAUCAGAUAAUGCUGACAACAUAUACGUUUUGGGUCGAGAUUCAAAUAACAUUCAUAAACUAAAUUCUACUGGAACUUUAGUCGACGCUUUAUUUGAAGAUUAUAUAUACGAUCCUCUUGCGUUUUGUGUCAGUAAGGACAUUUCUAAAUGUUACAUUGCACAUAAAGACGGAACAACAAUAUCCAUACUCAAAACAUAUAGGUAACAUUUUGAGGGAGUUUUGUAAAUAACUUUUUAAAGUGUUUUGAUAAAUUGCACGACAAAGGUUCGAUUAGAUUUUACAUUGAAUCUUAAUGGAAUAAAAAUUUUAUGUAUGAAGACA
Mytilus californianus (California mussel) is the source of this 2360-nucleotide messenger RNA. RefSeq lists its product as uncharacterized. Gene Ontology annotation, molecular function: ubiquitin-protein transferase activity; zinc ion binding. The record is from RefSeq and is a predicted model, not a curated record. The transcript has 2 exons. Gene Ontology annotation, cellular component: chromatin; nucleoplasm. Lineage: Eukaryota; Metazoa; Mollusca; Bivalvia; Mytilida; Mytilidae. The coding region runs from base 600 to 2243 and encodes 547 amino acids. Gene Ontology annotation, biological process: positive regulation of DNA-templated transcription.